Molecule: messenger RNA, 2448 nt
Organism: Nerophis lumbriciformis (worm pipefish)
Lineage: Eukaryota; Metazoa; Chordata; Actinopteri; Syngnathiformes; Syngnathidae
Source: RefSeq, a predicted model, not a curated record
AUGUCCUACGUUGGGGGUCUCCAGGUGGACGUGUCCCCCGCCCGGCCCCUCUUCAAACUGGGCCAGCUCGGGCAACUUUCUUGCUCCGUCGCCGACUGUCCCGUCACCCCGUCGGUGUCUUGGACGGCACCGGAUGACCGACCGCUGCGCGGUCGCGUGCGCGCGCAGGACCGGCUGUCCCUGCUGACCUUCGACCCCGUGGAGAGGGAGCACGAAGGCCCGCUGAGGUGUCGAGUCACCUGCGGGAAGGAGAGCAAACAUGCUAAAACACAUGUUGGCAUCUACGCCUUCCCGUUGGACCCCGUGGUCCAGGGUGGUGACCCCGUUCGCGAGAGGGAGGAGGUAACGCUCACGUGUCGGGUGGAUGACGUUUACCCCACCGAGAUGCUGACACUGGAUUGGCUGAGAGGAGAUCAGGUGCUGAGCAGCAUCGCCGGAGAGGCGGGGGUCCAAUCCGUCCGAUUGGAGUACAGAUUCGUGCCUCGCAGGGAGGAUUCGGGGCAAAACCUCACCUGCAGGGCCACUCUAAACCUGCCCGACUUGGACCCCGCGGAGCGCACCCGGCAGAGCCACGCCCACAUUCACGUCACGUUCCCGCCGAAGAUCACGUCGCUGUCGGCCCCCGAGUCGGCGAUGUCUGGAUCAGUUCUGGUUCUGCGGUGUUCCGCGUCCGGCGACCCGCCCCCCAACCUCACAUGGACAUUCCGGCCCGAAUCCGGUGGACCGUCGGAAGUCAAAGGUCAUGGCGAGGAGCUGUCGUUGACCGCGCGAGCGGGCGAGUACCGAUGUGAGGCUCGCAACCGUCUCGGCAACCACAGCGAGGCGGCACGCAUCCAAGAUGAGAGGUCGGCGGGGCGUGACCCGGCAUUUGCUCCGCCCGCAGCCCCGCCCACCAACACGUCUUUGUUGGCGCUUCCGGGUCAGGAGGUCACGGAGGGCCAACGCGUCAUCUUCACCUGCCGCUCGAAGGGAAACCCGCCCCCUAGGCUGGUGUUUAGUAGGGAAGGGGCGGAGCUUCAUAGCUCAGACUCCACCCCUUCCGUGACCUACAGCCUAACGGCGCGACCUCAAGAUUCCGGCCUCUACCGUUGUGACGCCACCAACGCUUUCGGGAGUCAACGCGUGGAACGAUACGUCACCGUUGCGGCUCACCCUCUACACGUGGAGGCGAGUCCGCAGGUGGCGCUGGCGAGCGUGUCUUCCGAAGUUCUUCUGACCUGCACGUCUUCGGGGUGUUCCACGUUACCAUCGCUCACCUGGAGCAAGACAGAACCCAAGGGCGGUGCCCUGGCGGCCGACGGUGUCCACACAGGGUCCUCAGAGUCCCGCCUCCUCCUGCGGGACUUACAGCUCCAGGACAGGGGAGGGUACGAGUGCCGGGCUACCUGCGACAACGUCACCAGGAUUGGACGGGCGACCGUUCACGUCUACUCUCUCCCGUCUGAUCCGGUCAUCGCAGACAGCGGGGCUGUGACUCUUGGACAGGAGGCCCGGAUCCAGUGCGACGUGCGGGACGUCUUUCCGGCCGAGCGCCUGCACCUUUCCUGGUCCUCGGGCAAUGUCAGCCUGCUGGUCCAGACCUUCUCCCCAUCCCUGUCCCUGCAGAACAUCUCGGCCGUCUUGCGCCACCGCGCCGAGGCCGAGCAGCUCCUAGUGAGCUGCGAGGCCAGUCUCUUGACGGACGCCGGUGCCGUCUGGAGGUCCAGGAAGUCCAGUGUCCUACUCAAGGUGCACUACCCCCCCAGGAGAACUUCUGUCGCCGUGAGUCCAGCGCGGGAAGUCAUUGAGGGGCAGAGGGUCACCCUCACCUGUCACUCGGACGGAGCGCCGCCCCCCACCUUGAUACUCAGGAGGGAAGGGGCGGAGCUUCGGCGCUCCGACGCCACCUUUUCGCUCUCAUACAGCCUGACGGCGCAACUGCGGGACACCGCCCACUACCUGUGCAAUGCCUCCAAUGAGCUGGGGUCGCAGGAGGUCACAAGCCAGGUCACCGUCACAGCUCCGCCCAGAAACACGACAGUACUGGUUCUCCCAUCGUGGUUGGUGUCGGCGGGUCAGAACGUGACGGUACGGUGCCAAUCCGUGGGAUUUCCUCCGCCGGACGUCCACCUGACGCAUCUGUCGGACGGGACGGAGCGCCUCUCCGCCGACGGGGUCUUCCGAUUGGUCAACGUGACGUCCCGCGACUCCGGCCUCUACCAGGUCAACGCGAGCAACGACUUGGGAUACCAGGUCCGAAAGUUCCGUCUCAGCGUGGCAGAACCGAGCACUAAGACUCUACCCGCUCUGGCCGCCAUCUUGGCGCCGGUCGCCGUCGGAGUGGUCGGAUUGGCCGUCGGCGCGCUGGUCUUGGAGUACUUAAGAAGGUCCAAAAAGAAAGGAUUCUACCAGCUGACACCAUCGGCGCCAGCUCCUGAGCACCACGCCAUGAGUGCCACCUCCACCUGA